CUACGAAGUCGCAACGACUCUCUGCUGCAUCCCGAGACCCUUCUUUGCCAUGAUCGAGUGCUUCGAGCACGUGGAACAUACCGUCGACCUGUGCCGCAACUGUGACUAUGUUUUCACGAUUGACCUCAACCUACCUCCUCUGCCGCGCCAUGACCAUCCGCUCCGCGCUGGUGUCGUUGCGUCUGAGGCAGAGACUCGGAGCAUUAAGGAAAUCAUGGUCGAGACAAACGGGCUCUUGCAGGACGUGAACGAAGAGCUGGAGUAUCUCAGGAGUGUGGUGACGUCGCUUGAGGAUGUCCAGAUGUACCUGGAGACGAUGCUAGACGUCCAGCGCGCACAUAUCGCGCCCAUCCGACGCCUUCCAAACGAAGUGCUGUCAGAGAUCUUCAUGUGGGCGUGUCUCGGGGAGGAAGUCGGCGGCUGGCGAUGUAUGCCCGUGGAUAUCAGUCAAGUGUGCAAGUCGUGGCGAGACACCAUUCAUAACCUCCCGACGCUCUGGAGCCAACUCGAGUAUCGUCUCUACGGUUAUACCACCGCCAAGGAGAAGAGAAUCCUGGACCUCUGUCUGCGGAACUCGAAGGGAUUGCCCCUCCGGCAUCCCAUCAAGUUCUCUCACUGUUCGGGCGGGAUCGCCACCUUUGAGAUCGUCCGGAGAUACUCCGCCCAGCUCACCUCCUUGACGAUGAGCAUCUUCCAACCCACCCUCGGAGACUCGCUCUGUGGAACCCUCGGGGACCGACCUCUGACACAUCUGCGAUUCCUUGAAGGCGAGGUUUCUCACCUACUCAUGGGGGACGUGCAUAGGGUAUUCGAGCGCCGCGCGCCUGCCUUGCGAUGCGUCAAGCUCACGAACACCCUGGUUCACACAUUGCAGCUGCCGAAUCUACCAUGGGUGCAGCUCGAUGAACUUCAUUUGGAGUGCACCUGGGAGUACGCCCUCACCGUACUUGCGCGCUGCACGAACCUGCCGACGCUCACGCUCAACGUCAUCCUGCCGUCCGCCCGCCCGAACCCCACCGCCAUUACCCCGCACACGACGAUGCGCGGACUGAGUGCGCUGAAAAUAUGUUUCGCCGGCGUCGAGGAUACGCGAAUGCUGGACUUUCUAACCGUGCCGGGCUUGACAUCCCUUGAGCUGAGUUGGCCGGAGAAAUCCCACGACGCGGCGGAGUACAGGGGAUGUCAUGUAUCGCGCCUAGUGGGGCGCUCGGCAUGUUGCCUCAAUGAGCUGAAGCUCUUCGGUGUGCCUGCAAGCGAGCGAUCAUUUGUCUUCACGUCGUACCCCGGGCUGCGCUCUCUCAUCCUCUACGUCCGCGAAGACGUACCCGUUACCGACGACGACUUCGUCUCUCUCAGCGUAACCGCUUCAUCUGGCUCUCCGGCGAUGCUUAUCGACUUGGAGGAGCUAGACAUUGGCGGGCCCGGACGCUUUCGCGGGGAAGUGGUCAUGGACAUGAUCAAGGCCCGUCGCGCGGCUGAGAAGCCCCUAAAGAGAGCUCGCAUCGACAUCAAGCGCGCAGACCUGGAUUACUUCGGCACUGUAAAAACAGCCGAUGCUAUUGAGAAGAUGGGUCCCGGAAUCGAGGUCUGGGGAAAGGUAGAGUAUGCAUGGCGUUGGUAGUGGCAAUUCGUGCGCUUUCAAUUGGAAAGCACGACUGAAUGCAGACCGUAGUUGGCUUUUUUUUGAGGGUGACAAAGAGCGCUUGGUUCAGCAAUAGUACUGUAUAAUGUCGGUUUCGAAAGAUCUGCAAAGUCGAACUUGAACAAUUCGUCACGCGCCG
Schizophyllum commune H4-8 is the source of this 1781-nucleotide messenger RNA. RefSeq lists its product as uncharacterized. The transcript has 2 exons. NCBI's taxonomy places the organism in Eukaryota, Fungi, Basidiomycota, Agaricomycetes, Agaricales, Schizophyllaceae. Bases 50 to 1621 code for a protein of 523 amino acids. The record is from RefSeq and is a predicted model, not a curated record. Gene Ontology annotation, molecular function: protein binding.